Suillus subaureus is the source of this 565-nucleotide messenger RNA. Its product is annotated as putative RPL43B-60S large subunit ribosomal protein. Gene Ontology annotation, biological process: translation. The transcript is spliced from 6 exons. The record is from RefSeq and is a predicted model, not a curated record. Gene Ontology annotation, molecular function: structural constituent of ribosome. The coding region runs from base 109 to 393 and encodes 94 amino acids. Gene Ontology annotation, cellular component: ribosome. Lineage: Eukaryota; Fungi; Basidiomycota; Agaricomycetes; Boletales; Suillaceae.
UGUCUAUACAGUUUAUCUCAUAUUUUCCCACGCCCCAUCACCGCUUGUACUCAAGAUAUUGGUAGUCCCGUCUAGUACUCCCCCUCGUCAAGACCUCCGCUCCUCAAUAUGACCAAACGUACACGCAAAGUUGGUGUCACCGGAAAAUACGGUACUCGUUAUGGUGCUUCCCUGCGUAAGCAGGUGAAAAAAAUGGAAAUCACACAGCACGCUCGGUACACCUGCACCUUCUGCGGCAAGGUCAGUGAAAGAUCUGAUCGUACCGCCGUUGGUAUCUGGCAUUGCAACUCUUGCAAAAAGACGAUCGCUGGCGGUGCAUGGACAGUAUCGACGACUGCGGCUGCUACCGUACGGAGCACCGUUCGUCGUCUGCGAGAGUUGACGGAGGCAUAGAUAAAAUCUCGUGGUUUCUUUUGCCAUGCCCUUCUUUAGUCUGUUCCAUAUAUCUCGACCCAAUGACUAUGAGCUCAUGAUGCACGUUGUAUAUUCAAUACGUGUGAACGCUUUACCAUAAAUCAUUUCCGAGGACCGUUGAAUAUGGAUGAUUCAUCAAUCUUGCAAACUU